Harpia harpyja (harpy eagle) is the source of this 2082-nucleotide messenger RNA. RefSeq names its product death-associated protein kinase 2-like. The record is from RefSeq and is a predicted model, not a curated record. The transcript is spliced from 12 exons. Gene Ontology annotation, molecular function: protein serine/threonine kinase activity; ATP binding. NCBI's taxonomy places the organism in Eukaryota, Metazoa, Chordata, Aves, Accipitriformes, Accipitridae. Gene Ontology annotation, biological process: positive regulation of apoptotic process; protein phosphorylation; intracellular signal transduction. Gene Ontology annotation, cellular component: cytoplasm; nucleus. Bases 499 to 1857 code for a protein of 452 amino acids.
GUUGCAGAGGUUAGGGAUUAGGGCAGGAAUUAUGGCUGGGGCCAGCUCAUCCAUGGCACCAGGACAGGGACAAGGUGCACCAGGCAAUGACCUUGCAAGCCCCAGGUUGGGGAUGGUGCCCGGUGCCCCCCAGCACCCCUUUGGCACACGGUGCAGUGCCAGCCCUGGCUCUCUCCACCUUAAGAAACCUGUCCCUCCCUGCUACCUUCACACCCUCCACUCUGCUUCCCCUCCAGCAGCGGCCGUACAAUAUUUUUAUCUCUCAGCAAGGUUUCCUGUUUGCAAUCCUCACGCUUAUGGGUGCCAAGCGGCUGGGGGACGUCGGCCAGGGGGACAUGGGCUGCCAGCGGCUCGUCCCACCAGGUCCUGGCAGCUCCUCGAGGAGCCGAGGCACUGGAAACGCCGGGAAUUGCCCCUAAAAGGCCUUUUCCAGCUCCUCUCUGCAGCUGGCCACGGGGACAGCGUGGGGGGAUUUCUCAAGAGACCUUGGGAGGAGGAAUGCAAAGAGCUUUUCUUCUUCUGAGACAGUCGGCCAGCGACCAGAUCCUGCCCCAGCUCUCUGGGAAACGCCGAGACUUCGAGGAAAAGCCUGGCACUGCUGGGGUUUGCUGGAGGAAGGCUGGAGCUGUGCGCAGUGGUGCAGGGGGCCCGGACCCUCGCGUGGAGCAUACGACCAGUCCUGCGGGGAUUGCGGGGAGCGAGGGGCUGGCGGUCGCCCUCAGCCCAGGCAACGUGGAGGACCUGUACGAGCUGCUGGAAAAGCUGGGCAGCGGGCACUUUGGCGUGGUGAAGCGAUGCCAAGAGCGCAGCACCGGCACCUUCUAUGCUGCGAAAUUUAUGAAGACGCGGCGAUGCCGGGGCAGUCGCCUGGGGCUGGAGCGGGCGCAGGUGGAGCGGGAGGUUGCCAUCCUCCGUCAGCUCGACCACCCCAACGUCAUGCGGCUCCACGACCUCUUCGUCAGCAAAGCCGAGAUGGUGCUCGUCCUGGAGCUGAUCGGCGGCGGGGAGCUCUUUGACUUCAUUGCGGAGAAGGAGAUGCUGUCAGAGGAGGAGGCCAUCGAGUUCCUGGGACAGAUCCUGUGUGGGGUGGAGUACCUGCACGCCCACCACAUCGCCCACUUUGACCUCAAGCCCGAGAACAUCAUGCUGCAGGAAAAGCAUGUCCCCAGGCCCUGGAUCAAGAUCAUCGAUUUUGGGCUGGCCCAGCACCUGGAGGACGGCGUCACCUUCAAGAGCCUCUGCGGGACCCCACAGUACAUCGCUCCCGAAGUGAUCAACUAUGAGCCGCUGAGCUCUGCAGCUGACAUGUGGAGCAUCGGGGUCAUCACCUACAUCCUGCUCAGCGGCUUGUCCCCCUUCCAGGGUGAGACGGACGCCGAGACCCUCUCCAACGUUGUAGCUGGCACCUAUGAGUUCGAGGAGCGCUGCUUCAGCCAGACCUCCGAGAUGGCCAAGGACUUCAUCCGGCAUCUGCUGGUGAAGGAGCCAGGGCACCGCAUGACGGCGGCCGAAUGCCUGGUCCAUCCCUGGAUCAAGCCCCUGAGCCGGAAGCAGGUCGCAAACCGGAGCCGUUCUUCCAUCAACAUGAAAAACUUCCGCAAGUUCAAUGCUCGGAGGAAGUGGAAGCUCUCCUACAACAUGGUGUCCGCCUGCAACCGGCUCUGCCGCACGCGGCUGCUCUGCGGCCUGAGGAAGGAGGACGAGGAGCUGCCCGCCUGUGCCCCCAGCGCCACUGCGAGAGUGACCAGGAGGAGGAGGGCAGCCACCCUGUCACGCUGCUGCGCCAGCGGAGAAGCAGCUGCUCCUGAGCCCCCCCGAAAGGAGAUGGGGACCCCCCCAAGAGGGGGCAUCCCAUGAGAGGAACCCUGGGGGUCCCCCCAUCUCCCCAUCCCAGGGAGCAGCAGCACUGUCCGGCCCCAGUGCUCCCAGUUCUGUGCUGCUUGGGGGUCACUGGGGCAGCAGCCCCCCCACCUCCUGCCCCCCCCCAGGUCUCUGCUGCAGCAGGACAGGGGCUGCCCCACAGCUGGGACCCUCGCCUGUGCUCGGCCCUGGUGCGAGAAAUAAAUGUCUACCCCCUCAUCC